AUGAAUAUGGUGUUACAAUGUAUUCUUUCCUUCCACAGACAUGAUGACAGCAUAACAUGUGCUGGUCGUAUUGCCAUUCAAUCAUUUUAUUCUCCACAAUGUGAAUAUUCCAACAUGGAAUGGGAAAUGCUUUCCUGCAUCAGAUCUUUGAAAAGCAUGCUGGGGUCUUCAAAUGCAGUUGCUGUUAUAACUUUCCCUCCAUCUCUGAUUUUACCAUCCUUCUCAAAGAGGUGGCAGCAUUUGGCUGACAUCUUACUCUCUAUCAAAGCAAUCCCAGAUGAGGACAAGGAUUUAUCUAAUCUCCUCACUGGUUACCAAGAUAUGUUUGGCCUUCUUAAUGUGCAUAAAGUGGCUCGUUUCAAUACUCAGCGAGUUGAAUCUUUUUCUAUCUUGUCCGCAGGUCCCAUUUAUUCUGGAUGCAACCACAUUCUCAAUGAAGCUCAAAAAACGAAAAUCAUUGAUUUUAGAAUGUCUAAAUCAAGCCCCGUAGACGGUUCAAGUGGGAGUUCUUAUGGCACUUCUGGUAGUUGUUCUGGCUCCUCCAAGGCAGGGAAACUCGAUUUUUAA
Messenger RNA from Thlaspi arvense, 567 nucleotides. The record is from the annotation of a GenBank genome assembly. Lineage: Eukaryota; Viridiplantae; Streptophyta; Magnoliopsida; Brassicales; Brassicaceae.